ACGUACACGUGUAUAUAAAGGACAAUUUGGCGAGUAGAGUGGCCAUACGUUUGCUGUAACUAGUCGAGUAACCAACUCGGCUUGUUCCUGGAAACAUAUUCAGUUGAUACAAAAAUGGCAGCCAUUUGCAGCAACGGAAGAGUGGCUCUCCUCUUCGUCACGUUGCUGGUGGCGAUGCAAGUUGCAACCGGUUUGGACGUGGCGUCCGGUGCGUUCGAUUCGACCGUCGUAACGGCCAACAAGCAGCCGAUCACAAUCAGCAACAACGCCAAUUCUCAGAUUUUCCAAUUCGACGAUUUGCCACGAGAAGUCCAGCAGCAAGUGGUGGAAGCCCUCCAUCAACAGCAGGCGGGCAACAAGCUGGAACAGCAACAACCACGUCCCGAUCAGGUCGUCAAAGAUCAAUCGGUUGUCGUGUUCGAGGUGGAAAAAGGAUCGCCACAGAAUGCGGAUCGCAAAGAUCCGGCCAACGAAAAUGUCCAGCUGACUGAAGAGCAACAGGGCCAGCUGGCCCUGAUGCUUUUGCGCGAGCAAGAAGUCCUCCAGCAAAUCCAAGAGCAGCAGCAAGGCGGCCAGUCAUUGUUCCAGCAGGCCCAGCAAGAGCAGCUUGGCGAAGGCGGACAAUCGGCGGACGGUGGCCAACCUUCUGACGAUGAACUGGCCCAAGUGUUGGCUCGCAUGGCUGUCGAUGAUGGAAACGGAAAUCAGUUUGUCGACAUGGACGGCCUUUCGGACGAGUUGCGGACUCAAGUGACUGAAUACCUGAUCAGGCAGCAACUGGACAAAGUUGGCAACGAAGAAGACAAACAACAACAAGUCAAGCAAACGUCCAACGCGGACAAACAAAGCGGCAGCCAAGUGGGAGGAAUCAUCGGCAGUUUGAUUGGCGGAGCUGUCGGAGGCUAUCCCACGCAAGGAAACUACGGCUAUCCCCAGCAAGGGAAUUACCCUGGUGGUGGAUAUCCUCAACAAGUUGGACAUCCAGGUGGCUAUCCAGGUGGGGGUUAUCCUCAAUACGGAGGUUAUCCCGGUGGAGGUUAUCCGGGUGGAGGUUAUCCGGGUGGAGGUUAUCCAGGUGGAGGUUAUCCGGGUGGAGGUUAUCCAGGAGGCGGCUAUCCUGGAUCAUACCCAUCUGGUUAUCCCCAACAAGGCGUUUAUCCUGGAGGACCAUACCGUCCGUCUGGUUCUGGCCAUCGUCCCAACAGGCCGUUGGGAUCCGGUUACGGCAGACCUUUCUGGGGUCUGAAUGUCCCACAAUUCCAGGGACAGCAAAGGCCGUACGGAAUCCUAGUCACUCGUGAACAACUAGCCGCCAUGAUGGGCGCAUCUGCCCCGUCCAUGGAUGAUGGUCAAGUGGUCGUUGCCCAGCCGAGUUUCGUCGGACAGGCGAAGCCGCAGGAUCCGUUUGCUGUCAUUUAUCAACAGCUUUACCAGCAAUCUCAAGCCGACUGGUGUCCGACCAGCCGGCCGUUAUCGAGCCCUACCUGUCGCUGUCCAGCGGAAACAGCCAAUGCACUUGAAACAUCAAUCUCAGACUGUUGGCCACCAAUAUCCCUAUUGAAACUGAGUGUUGUUGAUUUUUAUUGUAUACGUUUUUGACGAUUCGUUAACGCAUCAUAUUCUCUCAUUUUUUUUUUUUGGUUUUGUUUUGUUUAUGGUUGGAAAGGAAGCGUGGCUUUGAAUUUCGGUAAUUGCCUUUGGUUGUUCAUUUUCUUAAAAUGGAAAUACAUUUGGAGCUUUUUCACACA
Messenger RNA from Daphnia magna, 1748 nucleotides. RefSeq names its product translation initiation factor IF-2. The record is from RefSeq and is a predicted model, not a curated record. NCBI's taxonomy places the organism in Eukaryota, Metazoa, Arthropoda, Branchiopoda, Diplostraca, Daphniidae.